Molecule: messenger RNA, 864 nt
Organism: Triticum dicoccoides
Lineage: Eukaryota; Viridiplantae; Streptophyta; Magnoliopsida; Poales; Poaceae
Product: 50S ribosomal protein L9, chloroplastic-like
Exons: 6
Coding region: 54-635 (193 amino acids)
Biological process (GO): translation
Cellular component (GO): ribosome
Molecular function (GO): structural constituent of ribosome
Source: RefSeq, a predicted model, not a curated record
AGUGUGUAUCCUUCCCAGCGAGCUCAACGCCAGAGCAGAGAACGCACACCGCAAUGGCGUCGCCGUCGUGUGCCUCCACGCUGCCCUGGACCGCCGCCGCCUCCUCCCCCUCCUCCACGCGCCGCCUCCAGACGCGACGCGCCCCGUCGCUCGUCAUCGUCGCGCAGGGCAGGGUCAAGAAGUACCGCCAGGUCAUACUUAAGGACGACAUCGAUGAGAUUAGCGGCAAGAAGGGGGACACGAUGAAGGUCCGGGCCGGGUUCUACCGCAACUUCCUGCUCCCCAAGGGCAAGGCCACGCUGCUCACCCCCGACGUCCUCAAGGAAAUGCAAGUGGAGCAGGAGAGAAUCGAGGCUGAAAAGAAGAGGGUAAAAGAAGAGGCACAGCAACUCGCGCGAGUCUUCGAAACCAUCGGGGCGUUCAAGGUGCCACGUAAAGGUGGCAAAGGAAAGCAGAUCUUCGGGAGCGUCACGGCGCAAGAUCUCGUCGACAUCAUCAAGUCGCAGCUUAACAGGGACGUGGACAAGCGGCUGGUGGAGGUCCCGGAGAUCCGCGAGGUCGGGGAGUACGUCGCGGAGAUCAAGCUCCACCCCGACGUCACAGCCAAGGUGAGGCUGACUGUGUAUGCCAAGUGAGCCGGUCGCAAGCAGGGCAUUCAGUGGAUGGUGAAGUCUGCAACUGUUGUGCCUGGGAGCUAGCGAGGAUGGGUUUUACAAAAAUGUUGUUCAUGGCCUUGUAUACAUUAGGAGAAGCAUGGAGAAAGCCAAAGCUGUUGAAAUUUUUACCAAGUGAAUAUGUGAAAUCCUUUUUUGUUCAUUUGUCGGCAGAGAUCCAUUUUGCUAAAUAAAUUAGAUUUUCCAUCCA